AUGGGGCUGCAUCAGGGCUUGGUCGAUGGCGCCGCUACCCUCGCGACGCUCACGGCCCAGCAGCUCGAAGAGUUUUGCAGCAUGCUGCCUCUUGUUGCGGCGCCAGCGACGGCCGAGAAGAAGCUCAAGCGCAAGCUCACGCGUCAUGCCUCGCAGUACGGAUGGAGCGCGAUCGACUUGGAGAAAGCCACGGCGAGCCUGUGCGUCAUUCUCGCCGACGCCGCCAAGCGAGGCAGCUCUGUCCAAGAGCUUGUCACGUCACUGACGGAGCUGCGCCUGUCGCAAGACCAUCUAGGCGUGCUCGCAGCCUAUUACGAGGCCCAGCGAGAGGCGAUCAAGGCUGCGACCGCGUGGAACCCGUCGCUCGACGUACCUGCAUACCACAAUCUCUCUUGGCGCCUCGAUAUGGAGGUCGGGACGCGCCUGCUGCACCACAAGGCGUCGCCCGCACUGUCGCUGUCGCUCGAGACCCUUGGGGCGCACGGCGCGGUUGCUUCGCGCACCUUGGCGACCGACUAUGCCAUCUUGCGCGCCUUGCAUGUGUCACUCAAGGAAGCGCUCAAGGAAGCCCAGUCGACGCACUGCAGCCGCGUUCAGCGCUACUUGCAGUGAGACCUCCUCUGGAGUUGACUCGGUC
Molecule: messenger RNA, 637 nt
Organism: Saprolegnia diclina VS20
Lineage: Eukaryota; Oomycota; Saprolegniomycetes; Saprolegniales; Saprolegniaceae
Exons: 6
Coding region: 1-612 (203 amino acids)
Source: RefSeq, a predicted model, not a curated record